AUGGUGGCGCAGUACUGGAGUGGGAGGAAGUGGGCCCGUGCUUCGUCGGCAAGAGAGGAAAGGGCCGAUUUCGCCGCUAAGCAUAGGACGCACUCUCCUAUUGCUAUGGGGCGAGUGCCUCCUUCUGUCUUGGCGAGGGCGAUGAGGCGAGAGGCUGUGAGUAGCGAGAAAACUUCCUCUGGGAGUGGCCCUUGGAGGAUGGUGCUAAUGAGAGCAUGGAGGUGGGUGGUAACGGCUGCGUUGGCGAUGGCUGCAUCCCUGAGCCUUUCUCCCAUCCCCGGCCUCUACCCGCUGCUCGCUGUCGCCCGCCUCUGCUGCCUCUUGAUGCCUGUGGCGCUUGGUGGCGAUUCCUCGCUCCCGUAUAUGCUGCGGCCCUUUGGCGUGGUGUCUGUUGCACCGGCUCUGUCGGUGCCUGUGGCCCUUGUUGCGGCGAUGUCCGCCGUGGGUUCUCCUGCUCAUGCGUCGUGCUCCACGUUAGUCGACUCUGGACGAGGGUCGGCGGGAGUGUCCGCCCCCCCGCGUGUGAUGGUGCCGACGCCUGUGCCUCCCUUCGUUCUGGCACCUGCGGCCGUUGUGGCGCCUCCCCAUGCUCUUGACGUGGCGCCCUCUCCUGCGCCUCAUGUUCCGGUGUUGGCGUCGCCUGCUGCGGCGGCGGCUGGUGCUGUUGAGGUGGAACCUGCGUCUGGUGAGGCGCCUCUUCCUGCGCCUGUUCAGGCGCCACCUCCUGUGGCUGCCGUGGCAUUACCCUGGCUUUUCGUGCUGCGUCCCUUGAUGCACCGGACGGGAAGUCUGCCCCUCCGCUCACCGUGGCUCCCUCGUCUGCGCCUGCCCUUCCCCCGGCUGUGCAGCAUCGUAACUCCCGCCCUCAUUUUCCCUCCCCACGAGAUGAACAAGAUGUGUCUCGGCGUCGGCGUGAUUCUCCUCGCCGGCGGCAGCCACAGGCGAACUGGCUUGCGCCCUAGGGUGGCUGGAGGGGAGGUCGCGGUCGCGGGCGUGGCGGGUGGCAGGCCGUGCCUGCGACAAUUGCAGAUGUACGGCAGAUAG
This is a messenger RNA of Closterium sp. Naga37s-1, 1044 nucleotides long. NCBI's taxonomy places the organism in Eukaryota, Viridiplantae, Streptophyta, Zygnematophyceae, Desmidiales, Closteriaceae. The record is from the annotation of a GenBank genome assembly.